Molecule: messenger RNA, 3452 nt
Organism: Ficedula albicollis (Collared flycatcher)
Lineage: Eukaryota; Metazoa; Chordata; Aves; Passeriformes; Muscicapidae
Gene: MBLAC2
Product: metallo-beta-lactamase domain containing 2
Exons: 2
Source: RefSeq, a predicted model, not a curated record
GGGGGGCGGGAGGUGGCGCGGCCGCCGCGGCCCGGCUGGAGCGCGCGGCAGUUCCGCGUCCCGCCCGUGCGGCCCAGCCGCCUGCUGCAGGAGGGGGAUGUGAUCAACCUAGGAGAUCGACAGCUCACUGUCAUGCACAUGCCUGGUCACUCACGAGGCAGCAUUUGCUUACACGACAAGGACAGGAAGAUUUUGUUCAGCGGAGACGUGGUGUAUGAUGGAUCUAUGAUCGACUGGCUUCCCUACAGCAGAAUCAGUGACUAUGUUGCAAGCUGCCGGCGCCUGAUGGAGUUAGUAGACAGAGGUCUUGUGGAGAAGGUACUGCCUGGGCACUUUAACAUAUUUGGAGCAGAAAGGCUGUAUCGGUUAGCUUCCGACUACAUUUCCCAAGCUGGGGUUUGUCACAAGAUUUCUACCUGUGCUAUGAGAUCCAUUGCAAGCAUAGCACUUCGUGUUGCAAAUUCAAGAAUCACUUCUCAGUGACAGUCAGUUUUGUGUGAUCUGUCACCUGCUGUAAAACCAAAUGGGUUGUGAAAGCAUCAAUAACAAGCAGAAGCAGUAUGUGUUAGCAAAAAGAUGGCAAAUUGAUACAGGUGAGCUUCAAAAAGUCUCCCUGUUUUUUCCUACUUUAUUAAUAUUUUUAUAAAAACUCUCUAAACUAGUAGCUUUAGCCAAAGCUAUAGUUUUUCUUUCUGCUUCUUCAGAGCAUGUUUGCACAUGUAUUGCAAUUGAAAUGUAUCAUUUUGUUUUUGUUACAACUCUGGCAGAUUAAUAUAUGCUAAAAUGAGAGGUUUUACAUUCAUGCCUGAAACCUUAUUGAUGUGGUACUAGACAUGUGAUUAUUCAUCACCUCCUGCUCAGGUUUUGACCUAACAGCUUUUGUGAAGACCUGGUGUCUGCUAGGAGCAGUGCCAUUAGGUCACAGCAGGAGCAGCAUCUCUGCAGGACUCAGUGGGCAAAAGGAAAUAAAUCUGCAGCCAUUGCCACCUGUGGGCUUGGUAUCUGCUGCACCUCUCACCACCUGAAGCUUUAUCUUUGCAAAGUACUUGUCUAGCAGUUUCUUCAGAGUACACUAACAGGUGGAAGUUCUAUAGACCAAGCAUUCAAGCUGACAGUCACAGAUACAUCAGUUCACCACAAAAGCUUUUGGUGCAGACAGACUGUUGAAGCUUUCAUGUUUCCUGUUGUGCUGCAAGGAACCCACUGCACCAGAAGAGAGGGAGCAAGCAGGAGCACUGUCACCAUUGGCUAGAGAACUGUUUUGCUUGUAGGCAUGUGAGUUAGGAAUUAGAAAACUUGAGACCUAGUGAAUUAAUGUGUUGCACUACACUGUACAAAGUGGUUUGAGCUUUUCCUGGGUGAGUUUAUUUUCUUCUGAUCAGCUCAUAAAAAAUACUUAAGACAGUAUGUUGUUCUGGAAGGUUGAGAGAAGUGGACUGUGAUGAGUUUAAGGCGUUUCUUCAUGCUUAAGGGUAUUUUUAUGUGACUGUGUUAUAACUUGUUCCUAAUCAUCUGUGUUACAAGAAGGAUUGAGGCUUUAAGAUGACCUUGCCAUAGUGAAGGUGCUGCAUUAAGCACCUGGUACAGUUUUUAUUACAAAGUGAAUGUAACUCAAAUUGUUUACUGUUUUCAUCUGAAGUAUGUGCUGCACAUGGUUGUUGUGAAAUGUAAAGUGUGUUGCAUUGCAUUUGUUCAAAAAAUGUUAAAUACAUUGAGAAAUGAUAAAUAGCAUUGUUGUUUGCAUAUGAAAAAUGAAUGUGUGAUAUUUAAAAGCUGCUGAAAUGGUUAGAGUUUGUGUAAUUAUUCUAACAGUUUGUAUAUAUUUAACUUUUUUGAAAGGACGUUGUCUGAAUUUAUUUUUGUACAUAGACAUCUAUAUGUUCCUAAAAAGACUGCAAAUGUUUGUCCCCAAAUUUUAGUGCAGUUUAACUUUUCUUGUUUGGCUUUUACUUUAUGCAGAAGGUUUUGCCCCCAUCAUGGCCAAUAGUAGGGGAGCCAAAGGUUUGGGCUCUUUCUAAGGCAUGGGGGAGAGGAAGUUGAUAACCUUCUGAAUAGAUGCAAAUUCUUGUGGGGAAAAAAAACCCAAACCUAUUGCAAAAUUUAAAAAGCACCUCUGUCUAAAAAUUAUAAAAGCAGGUAUCUUAUGUAAGGCUUUUUGCCUUUCAUAGAUGACUGCAAUCCUGCCUUUACUGUGAAUAUAUUUUUUACCAGGAUUUGUACUGAUUGGUUGUUGCCUAGUUCUUCUUAGAAGUGCCUGUCUCCAAGCUGAAGCAAAAUUGUGAGUGGGCAGAACAUGUGCAGAGAUGCAGCACUUGAAAGACCUGUUACCACUCAGAUCAGAGUCUCUUUUUUUGGAGAAAUCCACGUACAUCUGUGUAUGGUGUGAGGAGUGUUCAGUGGGUGGACUUAUGUCAUAGAACCAAGAGUGUUUAUCUGGCCUCAGUUGGCAGAGGAAGAAAUACGAAAACAGCCUGGGAAGCAGGCUGAAGGUACACAUAUCACUAAAUCUUACACCAGUUAUCCAGAGGAUGCCAUAGUGGCUCAGUAAUUGAAUUCCUGCAAAUUAGUUGACAGUGGCGUAACACCAGUAAUGAUCAUUCUUUUUAAACAAUGCUUUUGUGAAGACUGUGGGAGCCCUGGUGGUAACCUGUGCAUACAAAGCCUGCCAAUAUGGAUGUCAAGUUGCUAAAGUUUUGCAAGUGUUCACUAGAAGAGUAAGAUCACUUUGAAUUGGCAUUCUGUGUUACACCACUAUCAGUUUGUUUAUUUGAUCCAGUAUUAGAAUUUCUGUUGCCAGAUUUUACUGUGUUGUAAAGCCUGAGCUCCUAAGAGGUGACUCACAGGCACAUCAGUUGAAAGGGAAAGAUAACCUCCAUCCUCCAUCCUUUGUGUUUAAUCUGGGCUCAGUAUAUAUCAGCUAGAAUCCUUAAAUGGCCAGGUCACUGUCAAAAUGUCCUAUUAAGCUAUGCUUAAGUAGACUUAAGUAUGUAACCAAAACUUUGACUUUUUUACUUUACCAAAACCUUGGGGAUAAUUUUGUAGCUCAGAAAUGAGCUUUACAUGCACAUAACCCAAAGUGGAGUUUGUUAGUAAACUGCUGCUAUAAUGAAAUGUAUAAUGAAAGUAGUUUUUUGAGGGUCAUGAAAUUAUUUUUUGUAUUACAAGAAAUUCACUAGAUAAACAAUACUUAAAUGAUCUUAAGUUAAAAGAACAGUCUCUGAUUAUUUUUGUUAAGACUUACCAAAUGUUAAUCAUAAGAGUUUGGCAGUCGUCCUUCAACACUACUUGGAUUAAAUUUUUAAAACUUGUAUUGUAAGUUUAAAUACUGCGUCAUGUUGAGCAUUUAGAAUUGUGUUGAUUUUUUUGUAACAUCUAAAUAUAUGUUAAUGCAGUUUGUAGUAGACUGGGGAAUUGACACAAAAAUAAGAUGGGAAGUUUUGUUCUGUAAUCUG